This is a messenger RNA of Drosophila santomea, 813 nucleotides long. RefSeq lists its product as uncharacterized. The record is from RefSeq and is a predicted model, not a curated record. Lineage: Eukaryota; Metazoa; Arthropoda; Insecta; Diptera; Drosophilidae.
AUGCCGGAUUUGCAGGAUCGGCAGGACGUGGAGCUGGUGAAGCUGGUGGAGCAGCUCACGCGACAUCCGUUCUUUAUGGCUGCAAGCCAACAUAAACAUUUAUCUUACUGCAAGGACGAGCAGCUGAAGGUCCUUAAGAUCUGGGCCAAGCCAGCGACGGGGAAAGGAGAGAACUUCGUUGGCGUGAUGACCCGCAUCUAUGUGGACUAUCAGCUGGGCGAUGGAUCGCUGGAGAGGAAGACCUACAUAGUGAAACAGGCUCUCGCCGACGACGUUCCCCUCUUCGAGUACGAUCUGUACACCCGGGAAAUGGACAUGUACGAGUUCGUCCUGCCCAAGCUGAAGGAACUGCUCCAGGAAGCCGGCCUGGAUGGUAAGCUAACAGCAGAUGCCAUCAUGAUUCUAGGAUUGUCAGUCGUAGCCAUAGAUUUUCCGUUCAGCAAUUGCACAUCGCCCGCCAUCGACCUGCACUACUUCUUCACCACUUCCCUAAUGGAGGAGUUCAGGGACAAGGAAUCGGAGCUCGUUGAGCAUCACUAUAGCGCCCUAAAAGCGAACCUGGAGAAGUUCUCAUACAAGGGCUCGUUUCCCAGCCUGCAGGAAUAUGAGCUUCAGUUCGAACGCCGCCGAUUCAUGAGUAAUCUUUUGGCUCGCAUGUUCAAGCCUUGCAUGAUUUACAAUGGUUCUGAGGAGACCUCCGGCUUCUCCAGUCUGUAUUCGGAUACCCCUGGGUAUGCCAGUGAAGCGGUGAUCAGGAGUUCCACAAAACUGCUGGCCCUUCUUGAUGCCAAGGGGUUUUUGGAUCUCCAAUAG